This is a messenger RNA of Vairimorpha ceranae, 873 nucleotides long. RefSeq names its product mevalonate kinase. The record is from RefSeq and is a predicted model, not a curated record. Lineage: Eukaryota; Fungi; Microsporidia; Nosematidae. Bases 1 to 873 code for a protein of 290 amino acids. Gene Ontology annotation, biological process: isoprenoid biosynthetic process. Gene Ontology annotation, cellular component: cytoplasm. Gene Ontology annotation, molecular function: mevalonate kinase activity; ATP binding. The transcript has a single exon.
AUGAACAGAAUUGCAAAAAGCCCACUAAAACUUAUUUUAUUUGGUGAACAUUCAGUCUUAAUUGGUGGAAGAUGUAUAUCAGUUUGCAUAAACAAAUAUUGUGUUUUAUAUAUGCCCGAAUAUAAAAAAAAGGAAAAUUGCAUAAAUUUAUUAAUUAAAGAAUCAAACAAUCCAGUAUUUGUAUUUUCUGUAGGUAAAGAUUCUAAAGUAAUGUCUACAUCUUCAAACUAUAAUGGUAUUAUAGAUAUCCAAUAUUUUUUAGGAUGUGGAUUAGGAAGUAGUGCUGCUAUUUCCAUUCUUAGUUCCAUUGCUUUAUACCAUCAAAAAAAGAUAAAUUUUUACAAUGAAAAAAUUUUUAAAGAAGCAGACACUUUUGAAGAUAUUUUUCAUGGAAAAAGCUCAGGUGUUGAUUGUGCCACAUUAAGAUAUGGGGGAAUGAUAUCAUUUAAAAAUAAAAAAGUAAAAAAAAUGACAGCUGAAUAUAUUUCAAUGUAUAAAAUUUUAAUUUAUAAUAGUAAUAUAUCAAAAGAUACGUGUAAAACUAUUAAACAAGAUUUAAAUAAUAAACAAAAGAAUUAUGAAAUGUUAAGUGUGAUUUCUGAAAAGGCAUAUGAAUUGCUUAGUAGGCCUUUUAAACUCUGUGAACUUUAUGCAUUAAUCAAAAAAGCUCAAGAUAUUUUUGAAGAUUUGGGUGUUGUUCCAGAAAAAAUGAAAAAUGAAGUAAGACGUCUUAGAGAGCAGGGAAUAGAAUCUAAAAUCACUGGUGCUGGUAAUGGUGGUCAUUUAUUUACAAUAGUAAAAAAAUCUUGUAGUUUAGAAAACUGGGAAGAAGUGAAUAUUGACCAUUGUGGCAUUAAUUUAAUUAAUGUAUAA